Molecule: messenger RNA, 696 nt
Organism: Talaromyces marneffei
Lineage: Eukaryota; Fungi; Ascomycota; Eurotiomycetes; Eurotiales; Trichocomaceae
Exons: 2
Coding region: 1-696 (231 amino acids)
Source: RefSeq, a predicted model, not a curated record
AUGCAUCUCUCCAAAAUCAUCCUCUCAUCCCUCCUCCUCUGCACAACAGCCUCGUGCGCUGAAAAAUCCUUUUCAUCCGCGUCAACAACAAUAACAACAACCCUAUCCAACGCCUCAGGCGACCAUCAACCCAACACCACCUCGCCCAUCCACCAACACCAAGACGACAAAGAAAAAGACAUUGAUCCAUACCAGUCCUCUCUAGACGCCAUAUCCGAGGAAUGGUCCCAAAUCUGCCGCCUGGGUUGCCAACCAGGCACAUUCCCCAGCGACACAUACUACCUCACUCGAUACCUACUUCCGCACUUGAUCAACAUCCAAUAUAAACCCACCUGUAACGCCCGGUCCACGCAUCUCAAGUACUUUCAAGAAAUUAUCCAGUGUUCCGGCCGCCACGAUUUGUGCGCGGAGAAGUUAGAUAAAGGGACGAUGAAAUGCCGCGAUAAGGCACUCAGAAAGGUGACGACGAAUCUGAAGCAUUUGGGCGAAGCGGGCAUGGAUUGUGAGCGCGAGGGAGAGUGGCAGGGUGACUUUUAUGGGAGUGUGUUGGAUGGGAUGAGGUGGUUUAGGAGACAGGUUUGUGCGCCGGGGUUGGGAGAGAUGAUGACGAUGGUGAUGGGGAAGAAGGGGGGUGUGGGGGAGAUGAGGGAUUGUAGGUUGAUGGGUACUUGUAUGUCGCCGGUUGGGGAAUUGUGA